Messenger RNA from Vicia villosa (hairy vetch), 962 nucleotides. RefSeq names its product photosynthetic NDH subunit of lumenal location 1, chloroplastic-like. NCBI's taxonomy places the organism in Eukaryota, Viridiplantae, Streptophyta, Magnoliopsida, Fabales, Fabaceae. The transcript is spliced from 6 exons. Bases 101 to 805 code for a protein of 234 amino acids. Gene Ontology annotation, molecular function: calcium ion binding. Gene Ontology annotation, biological process: photosynthesis. The record is from RefSeq and is a predicted model, not a curated record. Gene Ontology annotation, cellular component: photosystem II; photosystem II oxygen evolving complex; extrinsic component of membrane.
GCCACAAGCUUCUAAAUAUAUCGCAUGGUCUGAAUUCUACUUACUAUCUAUCCAACAUUUCAUUCCAUCUCAACACUCAACCUCUAAACCACUCUUCAAUAUGGUACUUUCUUCCUGCUCUUUAACAUGGACUUCACCCUCUUUAUCCCAUAAGCUAAACUUGCCACAUUCAAAUCGUUUGCUUCGGAAUACUCCAAUUUCAUCUUCCAACAAUGUCUCUUGUGCAAUGGAAACAUCUUCAAGUUCAGAAAGUAAGAGCCUGAGAAGACCUCUACUGUUGGGCAUAGGAGCAUUAGCAGCAAAUUUGCAGCCAACAAAAUUACUCUUUGCUGAUGAAAUACCGGACAGAUAUAGAGCUUUUGUCGACUAUUCAGACGGAUAUUCUUACGUUUAUCCUUCGGAUUGGAAAGAAUUUGACUUCAGGGCUCAUGAUUCUGCAUUCAAAGAUAGAUAUCUACAGUUACAAAAUGUAAGGGUGAGAUUUAUACCAACUGAGAAGAAAGAUAUCAGAGAUUUGGGUCCAAUGGAAGAGGUUGUAACUGAUUUGGUGAAACAUAGAUAUACUGCACCAAACCAAAUACCAACAAUAUAUGACAUGGAGGAGCGGACUAUAGAUGGAAAACAUUACUAUACAGUUGAAUUUGAACUUGCGUCCCGAAAUUAUGGUAGUGCCUGCUUUACAGUACUUGCCAUAGGAAAUGGAAGGUCCUACACAUUGGUUGUUGGAGCCAAUGAAAGGCGAUGGAAAAAAGUACGCAAUCAGCUUAAAGUGGUGGCAGACUCCUUUAGGCUCAUAGACAUUUGAUAUGUUACAGAACCAUGCGAGACAUGUGCCAAUUUGGCUAUAUAUCAAGAUUGAAAUGUAUGUAAAUUUUUGCAAGGGAAUGAUAUCAUCUGUCUACAAAUACAAAAUUUCUUCCAGUUGGUAAUACAUUGCAUAUGUAUAUAAUAAACUUGAGAAA